GCACGCGGCGCAGGCGCAUGAGCCUCAGCAUGCACGCUGUGGUUCCCGGCGUGCUUUACGGCGCUGGGCUCUUCUCAGAUCCUCGGUAUGGUGACCGCGGGUGCUAGGGCCACCCGGCUGCUCGUGCUCUUGCUGAUAGCAGCCGCGGCUCCGAGUAGGGCCCGAGGCAGCGGCUGCCGGGUCGGGGCGGCCGCGCGCGGGGCUGGGGCUGAUGGCCGUGAAGGUGAAGGCUGUGGUACUGUGGGAUUGCUGCUGGAGCAUUCAUUUGAGAUUGGUGACGGAGCCAACUUCCAGAAGCGUGGCUCGCUGCUCUGGAACCAGCAGGACGGCACCUUGUCCGCGACACAACGGCAGCUCAGUGAGGAGGAGCGGGGCCGGCUCCGGGAUGUGGCUGCCGUCAAUGGCCUCUACAGGGUCCGGGUCCCAAGACGGCCUGGGGUACUUGAUGGUUCAGAAGCUGGAGGCUAUGUGUCUUCCUUUGUCCCAGCGUGCUCCCUGGUGGAGUCACACCUCUCGGACCAGCUGACCUUGCAUGUGGAUGUGGCUGGCAACGUGGUGGGACUGUCGGUGGUAGCGUACCCCGGGGGCUGCCGGGGCUCUGAGGUAGAAGACGAGGACCUGGAGCUGUUCAAUACAUCUGUGCAGCUGCGGCCUCCAGGCACUGCCCCAGGCCCUGAGACUGCAGCCUUCAUUGAGCGCCUAGAGAUGGAGCAGGCCCAGAAGGCGAAGAAUCCUCAGGAGCAGAAGUCAUUCUUUGCCAAAUACUGGCACCUCAUCCUGGGGGGGGCCGUGUUGCUCACAGCCCUGCGUCCUGCUGCCCCAGGGCCUGCGCCAGCGCCAACGGAGGCCUAAUGGAUGUACAUCAUUCCAGUUGUGCUGUUCCUCAUGAUGUCGGGAGCACCAGACGCUGGGGGCCAGGGCGGCGGUGGGGGUGGGGGCAGCGGCCGGUGAGCAGCUGUUCCACCUAGAGUCCCCCAGAGCUUCCUGUCCUUGGCAAGCCCACGAAGAAGUUCCUGUCCCUCCAUCUCCCUGUUGCAUGACCAUGGAAGGCUCUCCCUUCCCAGGAGCCGUUGGCCUUCUUGCAGGUCCUUCCUUCUCCCCCUGAGCCUCUCUGUGUUGACUGAGAGCCAGGGUGCGCCUCCCUGUAGCCCCUCAGGCCCACUGGCUUCCCUGGGUGCUGUGUGCCUGUGCCCUGCCGUGCAGCACUGUGUCCCUUUGCUGAACACCCACUAUCCCCACCCACACCACUCCACCAUGUAGUUUGGGAACAUGCCAAGUUCUCUCCAGCCUCUGUGCCUUUGUCCCCAUGCUCCAUGCACCCCUCACUGUCACACUCAGGCUCCUUGCCAAGGAUGUGUGGCCAGGAGGCCUCUGCUGCUGGUGGCCGGGUCUGCCUGCACAGUGUGUUGAAGCCUCCGGCCCACUGUCCAUUUGGCAUUCUGUACUCUUUGCCCCCCUUCCUGGUGCCCCAGAAAACUAUGGUGACUUCCUUUCUGUCUCUGGAUGUCCCACUCGGGGUACAGCACCAGGAGAGAAUUGUGAGUCUCGUCAUUAGUCUGUCUUUUGUAAUGUAACUCUGGCAAUUUGCGUGCGUGUUUUGAGAGCCUGGUUUGAGCUAGCUGCUUGACAGCUGCCGGUGUGGCCGUGCACUUGCACACGUGUGUGGCCCUGGGCGUGGGGUGCUGUGUAGCCUCAGCUGUGUUGGGCGGCUGCUGAUUAAACCGUUCCCCAGACAGCCGCCGUUCAUCUCGCUUCCUGCCUUCUGUGGUUGUAAGUGGUCCCGAGGGCUGCUGUCAUCUGCCUGAUUUAUGUUUGGAUGGCGUCUUAGGACGUGUUACAGAGGGAUGCCUGGGGCAGAUUAAAAGUGUGGGAACAGGGACACCUUCCAACUGCAGGAGGAGGCUGGUUCCUGACCCUCCUGGCACAUUUGUUCAUUCCCUUCCCAGAACAUCUACACUUGUUGGCACAGCAGCUGCACCGUUCGUAUUGUCCCCUCACUAGAUGGCCAGGGUGUAACCUGGCCUCGUGUGUUGGUGCAUUUGCUAUCAAUUGGAAUCCCAGCAUUCAGUAGGCGAAGGCUGCCUGAGCUCCAUAGUGACUUUAAGGCUAGUCUAGGCUACAUAGCAAGACCCUGUCUUAAAGAACCAGUGGGGUUCAGUUGGUAGAAUGCUUGCUUCACAUGCGUGAAGCUGUGGGUUCCAUUCCCAGCAGUGCAUAAUCCAGCUGUACAUGGUGGCACACACUCAUGGCAGCACUCGGGAGCCAGGAGGGUCAGAAGUUCAAGGUGUUGCUUGGCUAGUUAGCAGGUUUGAGGCUAGCCUGGGCUACUUGAGACUCCCUGCUCACAAAUAACAAAAACCAAGACCGUUCUCUGCACUUUGAGCCUGCCCUGUGAGGACCAGUUUCCUUAGUCCGGUGACUGCAGGUGUGACCUGGAGUUGGAGUCACAUUUGUGCUGUGGUGAUGCCGCACCUGACAGGAGCAGCUGAGGGGGAAGGCUGAGCAGGCUCAUGGUUCAGAGGGCUUUCGCCCAUCCUUGUGGGGUUGGCCUGACAGGGCUGCUUAAUUCAUACAAGCCAGGAUGUGACGGAGGCUGCUCGUAUCCUGGUAGACGGGACGCUGAGGGAAACGUAGUAGUGUGGGUCAGAGAGACCUUUAAAGGCCUACUCAAGGUCUCCCACCCCUCAAGGUCUACUCCCUCCAGCUGGGUCCCACCUGUGAAGGUUCCCUAACCUCUCAGAACAGCACUGCCUGGGACAUCGGUCUGUCAGGGAUGUUUCACUGUCACACCAUAACACAGUGCUCCAGUUAUAAAAGCCUCCCCAACAGGCCAUCCUCAGGUGUGGGCUUGGGAAACGGCAAAAUGCCACCUGUCACACCUGUUCAGCAGCCAGAAACCUCCAGCCUGCCAUCUCCACAUCAGCUCACAGUCGUGUGUCCCCUUGUGGUGUCCUCUUCCUGAGCCUCCAUGCCCCCAGCUGCUUCUCCCUGGCCAGUGUGGCUACUCAGACCCCUGCACACCAUAGUGUGACAGAUGGCCCGGGGCCCAGGGGCUUGGCCAGUUCUCGUCCCCUUGCUGUUGAUGGAAGUUGACUGUUCUGCAUGGAGUGGUGGCCUAGCGUCUUGCCAACUUCCAUGGUGACCAGGAUGACAGCCGCAGAGGCUGUGCUUCCUGUCUCUAUUCUGUGCUGACCUCUUUUCUGAUUACUACAGAGGCACAGUCUGAUGGCUUUUUCUGGAAGGUUUGGUAUGCAGAUCUCAACUUGGUCUGAUUGUCAGUGCUGCCUUCUGGGCUGGAAUGUAACUUGGUGGUUAGAUGCUUGCCCAGCAUGUCUAAGGAAGACGCUGGGUCCAUUUACAGCACUGCCAAACAAUCCAGAAUAUAUAAAGAACUGGAAAAACUAAGAAAUCAAAACAGCUUAAGGGGUAGAUGAGCUAAUGAAAUGAAUAGACUGCCCUCAAAGGAUGAGAAACAGACAGUAGAGAUGAAGAGUGUUCACAGGUUGUCAGGGAAGUGAAGGCUGGGGUGUGGUGCACGUAGAGUGCUUGCCAUUACCUACGAGGCCCUGGAUUCAAACAGCAAGAGCCUAUGUUGAGAGUCUGCCUCACCCCAGCCAGUUAAAUCAAGUGCAGGCUGGGGUGUGUGUGACAUCGAGCUCUCACUGCUGGUGGGAGUGCAAACCAUCCCAACCUCUGUGGAAGUGGGUACAGAAGGUCCUCAAGAAAUUGGUGUUAGGUCUUCCACACCAGCUAGGUCUGAUGCAACUCUGCCUCGUGAGCACUUCCCUGAAGUCUGGGAUGCCAGCGUUCCAGAGGAGCUCCCGCACGAUGACUGCAGAGCAUGGAACUACCCCCGGUGUCCAGUGACAGCAGAGUGGGGGAGGAAAAUACAAAUAUACAAUGGAGUUGUUUUCAGUCAUAAAGAAUGAAACCGUGUUUACAGGAAAAUUGUUGCAGCUAAGCCUGGCUGAGACACAUGAAACACGUAGCCUCUCAUUUGUGGUUCCUAGAUUUUAUAAACAUGAUCAGAAGUGAAACUAUCCAGAAGGAUGAAGAAUAACAGGAAGAGAAGGGGAGGCGGGCUGGGUGCGUAUGGCAGAUGUGCUCUCAUACAAGGCCCACAUUUGGGACUGGUGGGAUGGUUCAGCAGCUGAAGGUGCCGCUAAGCCUGAUGACCUGAGAUCCAUAUGGUAGACAAAUGACUCCUCGAGGUGUCCUUAGACCUCUCCUGCAGGUCACAGCAAGUUGUGUGUGUGUGAGGGAGAGAGGAGAAAGAAUUUUCAAACUUGAGCAUGUGCCAGAACUUCUGAGAAGCUCCAGGUGCAGAGCCCUCUUCACAUUUGGUGGAUGGAGCUGUGGUGUCUGUGGCUGGUGGCUUGGCUUCCCCUCCACUUGAGGUUGUUUUCAGCCAGCGCUUCUGUGCUCUAGCUGCUGAAUCCAUUAGACACUCUGGGGCUCCAUCCCAGCUAAACUCACAGUUCUUGUGAGUUCCCAGAGAGCUAGCUCGCUGUCCAGGGUGCUAGGGAUUUAGACACAGUAGCGCCCCAUCCCUGCUCCCCUAUGGGAGCAGCUGCUGUCGGUGCAGACAGAGGGCAACAGCAGUCUCUGCAGGAUGGUCUUGCAAAAGCCUAUAGCUCUUGUGUGACACAUGCUGGCGAAGGCUCCAGCCACCUCCUCCCAUCUCUAGCUUAUUCUGUUCACAGCCAGUCAUCAGUGGGUCUCUGGGUCUGCUUGGCCAGUGCUGCAGGAGACCUGUACACCUGCGUUGUUCCUGCUUGCUUUCUUUCUUUCUUUCACCAUAUGUAUCUGCAGGAUGCUUGGCCAGAUGACUUGCUGGGUGAGAUCUGAGCUUGCGUGUGCACGUUAUGCGUUCUCACUUGUGCUUUGGGCCGUGUUGCACUCUGCCUCAGCUCGCUCCUGUCAGUGGCUCCAACAGCCUUGCUUCCCUGACUGGCCCUAGAUCCUCCAGACUGCACCUCAUCUGCCACUCAGCUCCCUGUGCCUCUGCCCCUGCACAGUGGCUCCUGGAUCAUUGCUCUAGAAAUACUAUCAUUGGUCCAGCCUUAGGACAGGGUCCUGCUCCGCACCAUCCCCCACCUCACCAUUCCUGCCCCUUCAGGCUGCCCCAGAGGUAGCCCUGUAGUAAGACACCCACCUGGACCUUCAGUCUGGCCUUCACCCUGACCUUCCCACCCAUGGCAUUCCCCACCCUCUGUCCAUCCCAUCUUGGGCUUCCAACACCAGAGCUGACUCCAUUGCUGCCCUCUCGUGGCUUCUAGCACCCACAGGACAAACUCCCAGCCCACUCAUCCUGGCCUGGCAUUUGAUGCCCAUAAUCAGUGCAUCAGGCCAGGCUUCUUAAACUCUGUCUUCCUGCCACAAUCACUGUGUCCACUUAGCUGGUCCCAGCUCAGCCCUUGGUCCUCUCCUGGACCCUCCUUAGCUUGUUGGCCUCAGGCAUAAGCUGGAGGUGGGUCAGGGGGUAGACGAUCCCCCUUUCCUUGCCCCAUGCAUGGAUGCCCUUCUCUUUUCCCCAGGAAGAUUCCCCUUUCUGACUUCUAGCUUCAGGCUGGCACUUAAUCUGCCCUCGGCUACUUUGAUAUCUUGUGUGACUCUGCUGCCCCAUUGUAGCUGCUGGAAUUCAGGGAAAUACUCUGACCAGAGCAGGGGCCAUUCUUGGGCUUCUAGCUGUUCCCCACUGACCUGGCUAGUUCUAGUCAACUUGAUAUAAACUGGAGCCAUCUGAAAGGAGGAAGCCACAACUGAGAAAAUACCUCCAUAAGAUCCGGCUCUAGGGCAUUUUUUUCUUUUUCUCUCCCACCUCCAACAGGGUUUCUGUGUGUAGUCCUGGCUGUCCAGGAACUCACUCUGUAGAACAGGCUGGCCUUGAACUCAGAGAUCCGCCUUCUCAUUAAAUGUGUGUACCGCCA
Molecule: messenger RNA, 5930 nt
Organism: Peromyscus californicus insignis
Lineage: Eukaryota; Metazoa; Chordata; Mammalia; Rodentia; Cricetidae
Gene: Emc10
Product: ER membrane protein complex subunit 10
Exons: 8
Coding region: 88-852 (254 amino acids)
Cellular component (GO): EMC complex
Source: RefSeq, a predicted model, not a curated record